Messenger RNA from Cuscuta epithymum, 846 nucleotides. The record is from the annotation of a GenBank genome assembly. Lineage: Eukaryota; Viridiplantae; Streptophyta; Magnoliopsida; Solanales; Convolvulaceae.
AUUAAAUUGUGUUCCGUAAUCACUAUAAAGGACAUAUUGCACUCUAACAUUUUAUAAACAUAUUCAAACUGCACACGAAUAAUCAUCCAUUAUACUAUUAUAGUAAAAAACAAUCAUUAGCCUUCUAUACCUCUGAGCUAAUUGGAACUGACGCUUCAUUAACAAAUAUUAAAGAUUUCUUUUAGACUACUAUGUCUCAUGAUGUGGAAUCACUCUUCUCAAUUUUUAAUCAAAAAUUCAAAAAAAUUAUUGCCUCUUCUAGGGGUAAUCGAGACAUUUUGGAUAAAAUACAUGUUUGAAGAUAAAGAUAUUGGGUGUGCAAAUCCAAAUGUCGAAAUUUCGGGCGUCGUCUUCUCAGACCAUGCUUCAAAAAGCGAGAAAAGGGCUCAUGUUUCAUCAUUGGAGGAUUUAUGGGAUUCAGAUAUAAAUCAGGAUAUUUGUAACAAAGCUAGGUUGAUCACGAGAGAAAACUGCUUGCCUACAGAAAAUCUGAACGCUCAAAUUAAGAUAUACAAGAAGAAGAAUUAGCGAUCAUAUCUAAUGCGAACUAGGGAUGUUUUUACUUGGGUUGAAAUUUGUUAGUUUGGUCUGGUAAUCACAUGGUUUCUCUGUAAUUUAUAACUAUCCAAGAUUCCAAGUAUGGUUUGAUCUGAUCUGGUCUGGGACCGAAAACAAUCCAAGUAAAAACAUCCUAGAUCCAAACACGGGUGGAAUUUUGAAGACUUUACCGAGCCAUGGAAUUAUUCCGGGAGGGAUAAUUUGUUGCACUUUGGGUUGGUUUAUGUUCAUUUUAGCUUUUACAUCUAGCUUGCUGCUUUAUUAUUUUCUUUUUAUUUUUUAUUUUUU